AUGGGGCUGGGUGGAGCGGCUGGUCCACAAUUCUCUAUUCGACCUCUUCUUUGCACCUGGGCUGCCGGGGAGUGGCUGGCAUGGGUGGUCGUGACGAACUCCAUUUUCAUCGGUGUAGAGGCCAUCCAGUGGGCUUACACGGGGAUGUUUACCUUGGAGCUCAUCUUGCGUAUUUGCGGGAACGGGAAGUCCUUCUUCUGUUGCGAGGACUGGGUCUGGAACUAUCUGGACAUAUUCGUCGUGCCUCUUCGGCUGCAAAGCGGGGCGAUGGUCUGGGGCGGCCUCGGGCAGGGUGUUGAGAGUAGGUGCAAGACCCCGAAGCCGAAAAUCACAACCACCAAGACUGACACCCAGACUCCCAUCUCCGCCCGCAUGCCACGCCCUUUAACUUUUCAGGGGUUAACCUCGGUGUGGGAGAAGGUUGCCGACAUCAUCCUGCGAACCGGGGUGGUGCGCUUGGCCCGAGUUCUGCGAUUUGUCAUGGCCCUGCGGACGUUGAUCUCCUCCAUCAUCUACACACUGAAGUCGCUGGUUUGGGCCAUGAUCCUCCUGUGCCUGAUCGUAUAUGUGUUCGCCGUUCUCUUCACCCAGGCAGCCGGUGAUUUCCUCCUACUCGACGGAGCCACGCUUUUGGAGCCCCCUCUGGAGAUGUCGACGUCUAAGACGCGCUUCUUCGGAUCACUCCAGACCUCCAUGCUCGCCCUCUUCAUGAGCAUCGCCGGGGGUGUCAGUUGGGUCGAGGUCGUGGGAGAACUCCAGUUGCUCUCCACGGGCUGGGUCUUUGUGUUCAUUUUCUAUAUUGCCUUCACGUAUUUCGCCGUCCUGAACGUGGUCACUGGUGUUUUCUGCCAGAGUGCCAUCGACAGUGCACAGAACGAUCAGACGCUUGUACUUCAGGCAAUACAGGCCGAGAAGCAGGCGAACAUCGAGAAGAUCACCAACUUGUUUAAAGCCAUCGACAUCGAGGAGACAGGCGUCAUCACAUACAAGAUGCUGGAGGAUCAGGUGAAUUCCCCGGAAGUGCAGACCUACUUUGAGGCCAUUGGCUUGGAUGUUUGGGAU
Symbiodinium sp. CCMP2456 is the source of this 1062-nucleotide messenger RNA. NCBI's taxonomy places the organism in Eukaryota, Dinophyceae, Suessiales, Symbiodiniaceae. The record is from the annotation of a GenBank genome assembly.